AUGCUACGUAAGACGGGAAGUUUGAAAGCCACCUGUGUUUUAUCGUGUAAAUUUAGUGUUACAAAGAACGCUGAAAUUGUGGAAGACAUUAAAUUUUUUAACACCAAAAAUCAAGUUAUCCUCCAACCAACGGACAUACAUGGGUGGUUCGAAGAAAAUGUCAAGCAAAAAGUGAUGGCUAAGGUGGAAGACUUCCAAGAAAAAGACUCAGGCUGGUCUUUGACUGAGAUAAUCAAUUUAACCGUAAACAUUAAUAAGUAUGUACCACUACAAGGAGGUGUAUUCACAUAUACACCACUACCCAAAGAUAUUCAAGAUAAGAAGGCCGUUGUCAACAUCUGUAACAACGACUCAUAUUGCUUGCUAAGGUCGGUCACCGCAGCCCUCUUUCCAGCGAACAAUAGCCAUCCCGACAGAGUCAGCUCUUACCCACAUUUCAGCUCAGUGCUACGGUACGAUGGUUUGAAUUUUCCAAUGUCCUUAGAUCAAAUUCCAAAAUUUGAAAAACUCAACGAUCUUUCGAUUAACGUCUACAGUAUCGAUUAUACUGACAAAAAACGAAUGAACAGUGAAAUUGUACCCGUUUAUUUAAGUCGAAGCAAGUCUGAUAAACCUGUAAUUCAUCUUUUAAUGUUAGAGACUGAAAUUGACAAUGAUGAUGAUGAUGAUGGUGAUGAUGGUAUGGAAAAUUACACAAAGAACAGAAGAAUACACCAUUUUGCAUGUAUUCGAAAUUUAUCACGAUUAACAAGAUCUCAAAUUUCUGGUCACCGUGCUCGUACUUGGUUAUGCGAUAGGUGUCUGUCACACUUUCAAUCUGAAAGAUGUUUGUUGAAGCACAAUGUAGAUUGCCUGAACUUGAACAAAAGCAAAGUUAUUUUACCGACCGAAGAGGACAAGAUUCUUAAAUUAAAAAAUUUCAAACAUAAAGAAACUGUUCCAUUCUGCAUUUAUGCAGAUCUAGAAUGUCUACGGCAACCCACUCUUAAAAGUCUUGGAGAAAACAGAACAAUUUAUCAGAAGCAUACGCCGUACAGUAUAGCCUAUUAUUACAUUGUGCGUUUAAUGAUUCAAUUUCAAAAUUCGAAAUUAAUCGUGGAGAGACUUGCAUUCAAUGUGUGUCACAUCUGUGAAAAACCGUUUACGCUCGAAGACGUCAAACAUCGUGAUCACUGCCAUUUCACUGGAAAGUAUCGUGGUGCUGCUCAUCGAGGCUGCAACCUGAAUUAUCAAAACUCACAUACAAUUCCUGUGAUAUUCCACAAUCUAUCGGGUUAUGAUUCCCAUUUUCUAAUUAAAUCGUUGGCUACAUCGUUCGAGGGCACAAUCCAGCUUCUACCCGUAAACAAAGAAAAGUACAUUUCUUUUACAAAAUAUGUGAAGGGAACAGAUAUAAAGUUUAGAUUCAUAGAUUCGUUCCGCUUCAUGCCCAGUAGUCUUGAGAAGUUAGCAACGUAUCUGGGUGAUGAUCAAAAAUCAAUUACACGAAAGUUUUGCCAUAAUUUAGAUAAAUUUCAGUUAUUGACUAGAAAAGGUGUUUUUCCGUAUGAGUAUAUCGAUAAUUGGGAGAAGCUUGAGGACAGACGAUUACCGACCAAACGACAAUUUUAUUCGAAAUUAAACGAUCGGGAUAUAUCAGACGACGACUAUGCACAUGCAUGUGAAGUUUGGCAAACUUUUAAGGUUCAAACUUUGGGAGAGUAUUCAGAUUUAUAUCUACAAACAGACGUAUUCUUACUAGCUGACGUUUUUCAAAAUUUUCGACAGAAUUGUUGGACAACUUACAAACUGGACCCAUUACAUUACUACACAGCGCCCGGUCUGUCGUUUGAUGCAAUGUUAAAGUGUACCGGCAUCGAGCUCGAGCUUCUCACUGAUAUAGAUAUGAUUAUGUUUAUAGAAAAAGGUAUCCGAGGUGGUGUGUCGCAGUGUUCGAACAGAUACGCAAAAUCCAACAACAGAUAUAUGGGAGAGGCAUUCGAUCCACAAGUCGAAGAAUCUUAUCUCAUGUACUUCGAUGUUAACAAUUUGUACGGUGCUAUGAGCUUUGCUCUGCCAUACAGUUCCUUCGAAUGGGUAUCAGACUUCAGACAAUGCGACGUUCUUACCAUCUCGGACGAUGCGGAGUUCGGUUACAUAUUAGAGAUAGAUUUGGAAUAUCCUGCGGAACUGCAUGAAAUGCAUAAAGAUUUACCACUGUGUCCGGAGCACUACAUACCUCCGAUCUCGAGUACAAAGUCUGAAGUUGGUUAA
Messenger RNA from Diprion similis, 2253 nucleotides. RefSeq lists its product as uncharacterized. Gene Ontology annotation, molecular function: DNA binding; DNA-directed DNA polymerase activity; nucleotide binding. NCBI's taxonomy places the organism in Eukaryota, Metazoa, Arthropoda, Insecta, Hymenoptera, Diprionidae. Bases 1 to 2253 code for a protein of 750 amino acids. The transcript is spliced from 3 exons. Gene Ontology annotation, biological process: DNA replication. The record is from RefSeq and is a predicted model, not a curated record.